GUUCGGUUCCAAAACAACUCCAAUCUUCUUUCUCCUCCUUUGGCACAAAACAAUUUUGGGUAAAGAUUGAUAAGCAAGAGACUAACCAGUUCGUUUGAUCACCAUUUCUUUUGAGAAAUGAAAAAUCUAGGGUAAGAAAUCAUAUUUAGGACCAACAAGAGAUGGGUUUCAUGGGUAUGAGAUAUCUUGUCACUGCAAUAGCUGUAUGCAGAAAUUAUAGCACCAACGGUAGGAGUAAGGUCUUUGAAAAGGGUUAUAAGAGUAAAGCAAAGUACAAGAAGAAGUAUCCUCGAAACCCCAUACCCAGAAUUAAAUGGACUGAUGAGCAGAAAAAGGUUUUGGAUUGCAUUUCUCGUGGCUGCUCUGUAUUCAUUACGGGUUCUGCGGGGACUGGAAAAUCAGUGUUGCUUAAGAACGUUAUACAUAGGUUGAGAAAGCAACAUGGUAAGAAUGCUGUUUUUGUUACGGCACCUACUGGGGUUGCUGCGUGUGCCCUUAAAGGCCAAACGCUUCACUCAUUUGCAGGCAUCGGAUAUACUACAAGGGAUCGUGAAAUUAUGCUAGAUUGGAUUCUUGGGGAUAGAAGAGCUUAUAGAAGAUGGAUCAUGGCAGAGGUGUUGGUUAUUGAUGAAAUCAGUAUGGUGGAUGCAGACUUUUUUGAGAAUCUUGAAUACAUUUCAAGAAAGGUUCGUCAAUGUGAUAAGGUCUGGGGUGGAUUAAAGCUUGUUGCAAGUGGUGACUUUUUUCAGUUACCUCCCAUUAAUCCACAGAAUUCAUCAGGCAAAGAAUUUGCGUUUGAGUCUGAUUGUUGGGACUCUAGCUUUGAUGUACAGAUUGAGCUUACUGAGGUGUUUAGGCAAUCAGAACCUAGGCUGAUUAAAUUACUUCAGGAUAUUAGGAAAGGUCAAUUAGAUCCUGAUGACUUAGAGCUUCUAGAAAAAUCAUGUUCAGUCAUUCAGCCCGAUCCUUCAGCAAUACAGCUCUACCCAAGGAUUGAUGAUGUGAACAGAGCGAAUGAGGAGAAAAUCAAAGCCUUGUCCAAGCGAAAGACUGUAUAUAGGGCUUCUGAUACAGGAAAUGAUGCUUUGAAGAGGCAACUCUCAAAGGGCUUGGCUUCUGACAAACUUGUACUGUGUGAAGGUGCUAGAGUGAUGCUAAUUAAAAAUUUGAAUGUUUGGCAUGGCCUUGUGAAUGGUUCCACAGGUACUGUCCUCAGAUUCGAAGUUGCAGAUGGUGCUGCUCACCUAGCUCGUGAUAAUGUUUUGCCUGUUGUCAAAUUUGAUUCUGGAAAAGAAAUAUUAAUCGAGCCAGAAACAUGGUCUAUAAUGGAAGGAGGUUCACUUCUUGCUUCAAGAGAGCAAUUACCCCUUGUUCUGGCAUGGGCUAUAAGCAUUCACAAAUGCCAGGGUUUGACUCUUGACAAUAUUCACACUGAUCUCUCAAGAGCUUUUGGCUGUGGCAUGGUUUAUGUUGCACUUUCACGUGUGAGAAAGUUGGAAAACCUUCAUAUAUCUGGCUUCUGCCCCAAAAGGAUAAAGGCUCAUCAUAAGGUUUUGCAGUUCAAUAAACAUUUUGCUCAGGAGCAAGAUAAGCAGGUGAAGGAUGAAUGUUGGUCUCAACCAGAAAAAGAUAGCAGCAGUAGUACACAUGCAAUUCCAGAUAAAACAACGAUUGGACUUGAAGAAACAAGGCAUGAAUUUUCUCUUAAAGAGUUUCUAUCAUCGCGCCUCAGAGGAUUCUCUCUCAAGAAAUUUUUGGGAUCACGCUUCCAAGCAAAAUGAGGGAUACUUCUAUUUAUUUAUUUUCUUAGUAAUGAAGGAAAUGAGGGGGUUUAUAUGAUCUUAUGGAUAGCAACUGUUUCCUUGACAUGGUUAAUCUUCUGGUUGUAAGUGGUUGAUAUUAAGUUUUGAAUGCCUAUGCUAUUGGCUGGGUAUGCUUAUGAAAAUGAUAAAAAUUUUAUGAUGUGUUUGAUGCCAUUCAUCCUUAAAUUUUGUAUUUGACGGGGGGUUUGAUUAUUAACAAGCCAGUAAAAAUGCCAAUCAGCCAUGGAAGGUUGUGUGGGAGGAGACUAUGUCUGUGUCUGUGGUUGUUUUCAUUGUAUGUAUUCUAUUUUUUUACCAAAAACUGAGUCUCCAGUAAUUAUUCCAAGAAUUACAUCUGUUUUCACUUGCCAUGGACAAAUCUGCAAGCAUAUGCAUCAAGACUUUUUGAGCAGGGGCAACAGGGUUUUCAAAUACAAUGCUAAGGAUGGCUAAUUAGCUGGCAUUUCCAGGGGAGGCUGAAUAUUUUUAUUUUCAGUUGGCAAAGGCUGUUUCAUUCUGUGAAAUGUAUCUAUUUGCUUGUUUAUUUUUCUUUUAACAGGACUGAAGAUUUUCUUUCUUAAGAUAUUUGCUUAAUCUGAAGUUCUCUCAAACCACUGUUUCGAUAAGAUGUGAAAUAUUUUUACUUUGUUAUUUGGAAAUCUACCAUGAGCUUAUCUCAGCUUUUUCUACGAUAUCUGCCUUUCUCCCCUAUAUCCCAUACCUGUAUAUGCUUGUAAAUAAAGACCGAUAAGUUCCUUUGUGUGAAUUUUCAUGCUCCCUUCAAUGUGAAAUGAAAAAGUGCUAAAAAAAUUGAGUGUAGGUGAGAAAGCAUUUGUGAAAGUGGCCACAACUGUUGUCCCUCUGGCAACAGGAAACAGGAAAAGAAGCUUAAAGAAGUCAAUUAGUGCACUUUGAGAAGUUUAAGAUGUUUUUUCCAUGUCUUCUCCAUUCGAAGUUUGUGCUCGUUGGGAUUCAAGGUUGUAAUCUUUUGCUUCCUGUGAUGUGGGUUUCCAAUUAACUAGUUCCAAUUGUGUUUGCCAGGACUUCUAGCCUCUGCACCCAGUUUGGGCCAGAUCAAGAACCAGAGUUUUGUAGUUAGGUGCUCCUGCUGAUGUCUGCUAUUCCAUCUUGCUGUCCUUGGUGAUGCUUUUGUAUAACAUAUAAAUGAUAAGUGAAAUUUUUUUUUUUUUUUUUGUAUCAAUAGAUAGUUCUGGUUGAGCAGUUUUAUUUAUUUGAUCAAAAAAAAUUUUGAAUUUUCAUUCAUAUACUAUGUAAAAGUUAUUACCUAAAGUUACAUGUAAAGUUAGUUAAGAUUUAGUUAUAGGAACAGAUGAUUUGAAACAAAGGGAGUAUGAGUUGAUUUGUCUUGUUUAUUGGAAUAGGCCCACAUUAGAGAGCUAGAAGAUGAACUGAAGCUACUGAAGAAUCUUUCACAUCCAAACAUAUUUGGGUAAACAUUCUUGUGGAUAACAAGGGAUGCAUUAAAUCAGCAGAUUCGGCGCAUCAAAAAAAGUAGUUGAGCUGUUAAAGACUUUCUUUCAAUUCUCUUAAUGAUAGAUUUGAUUUUACUGUACUAAGACUGGUAGUGGCUCACAAUUUAACUUCAUUGUAUUGAAUUGUGUUGCCUGGGCAAGGAUGUGGAUCGGCAAUUUAUUUUUUUUU
Rubroshorea leprosula is the source of this 3464-nucleotide messenger RNA. Lineage: Eukaryota; Viridiplantae; Streptophyta; Magnoliopsida; Malvales; Dipterocarpaceae. The record is from the annotation of a GenBank genome assembly.